Messenger RNA from Rhizopus microsporus ATCC 52813, 348 nucleotides. RefSeq lists its product as uncharacterized. The annotation marks the transcript as partial. The record is from RefSeq and is a predicted model, not a curated record. The transcript has a single exon. Lineage: Eukaryota; Fungi; Mucoromycota; Mucoromycetes; Mucorales; Rhizopodaceae.
AUUCAUCAAGGACCUAUUGACCGUACAGCUCUUACCUCUCGUCCGCCACAACAAGUCAUUCAAGAAGCAAGCUGCAUUUUGCGCAUUCUCGGCAUAGAAGCGAUAUCAGAUAACGAAGGUGGUCCAUUCGUAUUGAAAUGCACGAGAAGAAAGGCAUCCAAACGUAAAGAAGAAAUAGGAAGAUUGCAACCAAUCUAUGGAGAAGCAUGUAUUGAUAAUGGAGAGGAGAUCAGAUUCCUAGUUGAGAUUUGUAGAUUUAAAAACUUGCCUGGACUGUUUAUUGUCAAUGUAAAGCGACUAAAAGGAAAUGUUUGGGCUUACAAGUUCUUGUAUCACAAAUUGAUCGAU